Molecule: messenger RNA, 2190 nt
Organism: Rubroshorea leprosula
Lineage: Eukaryota; Viridiplantae; Streptophyta; Magnoliopsida; Malvales; Dipterocarpaceae
Source: the annotation of a GenBank genome assembly
UCACCUCACAAGCUCCUUCAACAGAACAGAGCGAUACGUGUUCAUCUUCCCUGUUUUCACUGCACCACCUUCUCUGUUUCCUGUUUUGUUCCUUUCUCAAUCAAAGGCUUCUCGAUCUCCCUUUUUUUUUUUUUUUAGUCUCUUCCCAUAUCGUCUUUGUUCCAGUUGUUAUUCUUGAUUUUCCUGGGUGGGGUUCUUUGGUAUAGACAAAAAAUGUGUGGGAUUCUUGCGCUUCUGGGUUGCUCUGAUGACUCUCAGGCAAAAAGGGUUCGCGUUCUGGAGCUUUCUCGCAGAUUGAAGCACCGAGGUCCGGACUGGAGUGGGCUCUAUCAGCAUGGAGAUUGCUAUUUGGCACAUCAACGCUUAGCUAUCAUUGAUCCUGCUUCUGGCGAUCAGCCUCUUUUUAAUGAAGACAAAACCAUUGCUGUCACGGUAAAUGGAGAGAUUUACAACCAUGAAGAGCUGAGACAGCGCUUGACAAAUCACAAAUUCCGUACUGGCAGCGAUUGCGAUGUUAUUGCCCAUCUGUAUGAGGAGUAUGGAGAAAAUUUUGUGGACAUGUUGGACGGAAUAUUUUCAUUUGUACUGUUGGAUACUCACGAUAAUAGCUUCAUUGCUGCCCGUGAUGCCAUUGGGGUAACCUCACUCUAUAUUGGCUGGGGACUAGAUGGUUCGGUUUGGAUAUCAUCAGAACUUAAAGGAUUGAAUGAUGAUUGUGAACAUUUUGAGACCUUUCCUCCUGGUCACUUGUACUCUAGCAAAUUAGGUGGAUUUAGGAGAUGGUACAACCCUCCAUGGUUCUCUGAGGACAUUCCAUCAACUCCAUAUGACCCACUUGCUCUAAGACAUGCCUUUGAAAAUGCUGUAAUCAAAAGGCUGAUGACUGAUGUUCCCUUUGGAGUUCUGCUCUCUGGGGGCCUUGAUUCAUCUUUGGUUGCUUCUAUCACAGCUCGCUACUUGGCUGGCACAAAGGCAGCCAGACAAUGGGGAGCACAACUCCAUUCUUUCUGUGUUGGCCUAGAGGGUUCACCAGACUUAAAGUCUGCAAAGGAAGUGGCAGACUAUCUGGGCACUGUUCAUCAUGAGUUUCACUUCACUGUUCAGGACGGAAUUGAUGCCAUUGAAGAUGUUAUAUACCACAUUGAGACAUACGAUGUCACAACAAUCAGAGCAAGCACUCCUAUGUUCCUCAUGUCGCGUAAGAUUAAGUCACUAGGGGUGAAGAUGGUCAUUUCUGGUGAAGGGUCUGAUGAGAUUUUUGGUGGUUAUUUGUACUUCCACAAGGCACCAAAUAAGGAAGAGUUCCAUCAGGAAACAUGUCGCAAGAUAAAGGCGCUGCAUCAGUAUGACUGCCUGAGAGCUAACAAAUCAACCUCUGCUUGGGGAUUGGAAGCUCGUGUCCCUUUCUUGGAUAAAGAAUUUAUUAAUGUUGCUAUGGCUAUAGAUCCUGAAUGGAAAAUGAUAAAACCAGACCAAGGACACAUUGAGAAGUGGGUUCUUAGAAGGGCCUUUGAUGAUGAAGAGCGCCCCUAUCUGCCAAAGCACAUCCUAUACAGGCAAAAAGAACAGUUUAGUGAUGGUGUUGGCUAUAGCUGGAUUGAUGGUCUCAAAGCCCAUGCUGCUGAACAUGUGACAAAUAAGAUGAUGCAAAAUGCUGCACACAUCUUUCCUCAUAAUACGCCAACUACAGAAGAAGCCUAUUACUACAGGAUGAUUUUUGAGAGGUUCUUCCCUCAGAACUCGGCCAGAUUGAGUGUACCAGGAGGAGCGAGCGUGGCAUGCAGCACAGCCAAAGCUGUUGAGUGGGAUGCUGCCUGGUCAAACAAUCUUGAUCCUUCUGGAAGGGCCGCAUUGGGAGUCCAUCUCUCGGCCUACGACUUACAGCCACCCACUACCGGUGCUGCCAAUAUGCCGUCGAAGAUUAUUCAUACUUUACAAGGUAUUAAUGAAGUCACCACUGCUCAGGAACUUUCCAUACGAAGCUAACGCUUCCGGCAAGAAAGGACAAUCUAAGAAUAGGGUUUAUGGCAUCAAUGAAACCUUAGAUGCUCUGCCUGCAUAAUAUAUGCUUUGUGAACCAUCCAUCCGUUUUGGGGAGUGUUAUAUGUGUUUACUAGAGGUAGUUACAAUUAACGCGAAUCUUCCCUUUUGUAAUGUGGCAUGGACGCCACUACCCUGUUAAAGAUUCUG